AUAUUUAGUAUAUUUCGGGCAAUAUGUAUAGCAUUCUCACCAGCCCAACAGUAAGGAGAAGUGCAACCAGAAAUAAAAGGUUUUCUUUUUGUCUUACAGUAUGCUGAGCACUCAUGAACUUCAAGAAGUGUUGAGGUUCUAAAAAAUACCUUAUAACUCAGCGAGUUGCCAACCUAACUUGCUCAAGUUUUUAAAGUAUCUUCCAAAACUUAAGAGGAUUUACUUGGAGUAAAAGAUCACUGACUACUACAAUGGAAAAGUCAUGGAUGCUUUGGACCUUUGUUGAAAGAUGGCUACUAGCUUUGGCUUCCUGGUCUUGGGGUCUCUGCCGUAUUUCUCUUUUACCAUUGAUAGUAACUUUUCACUUGUACGGAGGCAUUAUGCUACUUAUAUUAAUAUUUGUAUCAAUAGCGGGUAUAUUAUAUAAAUUCCAGGAUGUACUGCUCUACUUUCCUGAACAGCCGUCUUCAUCACGCCUUUAUGUUCCUAUGCCCACUGGUAUACCACAUGAGAACAUCUUCAUCAGAACCAAAGAUGGAGUUCUUCUUAAUCUUAUUCUGCUGAGAUACACAGGGGACAAUGCAGCAUACUCGCCAACCAUCAUUUACUUUCAUGGGAAUGCAGGCAACAUUGGCCACAGGUUGCCAAAUGCUUUGUUAAUGCUGGUAAACCUGAAGGUAAACUUACUCCUUGUUGAUUAUAGAGGGUAUGGAAAAAGUGAAGGAGAAGCAAGCGAAGAAGGUUUGUACUUAGAUUCGGAGGCUGUCUUAGACUAUGUCAUGACUAGGUCUGAUCUGGAUAAAACAAAAAUCUUUCUCUUUGGCCGUUCCUUGGGGGGAGCAGUAGCUGUUCACUUAGCUUCGGAAAAUUCCCAUAGGAUUUCUGCCAUCAUGGUGGAGAACACCUUCCUUAGCAUCCCGCAUAUGGCCAGCACUUUGUUCKCUUUCUUUCCAAUGAGAUACCUUCCUCUGUGGUGCUACAAAAAUAAGUUUCUGUCCUACAGAAAAAUCUCUCAGUGCAGAAUGCCUUCGCUCUUCAUCUCUGGGCUGUCUGACCAGUUAAUUCCACCAGUUAUGAUGAAGCAACUUUAUGAAUUAUCCCCAGCUCGGACUAAGAGAUUGGCAAUUUUUCCUGAUGGGACUCAUAAUGACACGUGGCAGUGCCAAGGGUACUUCACUGCACUUGAACAGUUCAUCAAAGAAGUAAUAAAGAGCCACUCCCCUGAAGAAAUGGCAAAAACAUCAUCUAAUGUAACAAUAAUAUAACUGAUACACUUUUUCUUUUUUUUUUCCAUGGGGGGAGGGAAAUACAUGCACUGUACAUUGAUUUGUGAAAAGUGGUAAAAGAAUGUCCAUUUUUACAUGUAUAUCAUGUCUGUACUUGCCUAAAGAAUGAAAUUAAAAUYGGAAAGGUCUAAUGCUUUACCAAGAUGUUCCACACAACUUUUACAUUUGCAGCAUUGUAAAUGAACCAUUCUAUAUGUCUUUCGCAUACUUUUUUGAUAUCUUUGUCCAUAUCUUCCAUUUGUUUGAUAUGUACAAUGGAUGCUAUUAAAGAAAAAAAAAAAGAAAAAAAAUUGUUACAACAGUAGUACAGAAUGCAUUAGUUAGAGCAACGCCAGGCUCUUCAGUAUUCAUUGCUGCUAUGUGCAAGCUUUCCAGACAAUCACGGCUGGCACAGGGUUUUCUUGUUUUUCUUAGAAUUUCUUUCAAGUCUGCCAUGCAUGAGGUACUGUCUUAUUUCUUUACAUUUAAUAUGCAAAGAUUGGGAGGCUUUAAUGUGCUAAGCAAUAUGAAAUAACAUUAACAGUAGUGUACUUAUAGGCAUACCAUCCUUGGUUUGUUACUAUUAUAUAGUUAUGUAUUUAAGUAUAUGCUUAUAUAUGUGUUUACAUACAUAUACAUAUAGGAAGCAAAUUGCAAGUGAAAAGGAAAAGCUAUUUUCCCUGUUUUCAUUUAUGUGUCUAUGCAGAGCAAGUGCUGCGUGUUCCCAGGCAUUUUUCAUCAAAAAGUAGCCUUCAAAGGGAGAUGUGCAGGCUCACUUUCAGAGCUGUUUUUUGCUCAAGCUCUCCUUUGUUGACUUCUUGGCAGCCCUUCUGUUGGUAGCAGUCUGCUCGUGCAUUAGAGGUAGGAUUUCCAAGGCAAAGAGGGCAACGAGAGUGGGCAAAGCAGUACAAGGGAGUAUGGUAUAAGGUAAAGACGUAUAUAUUUGAAAUGUUUUUKUUAAGUUUAUACCUUUAAGGAUUUGUGCCCUUUAUUUAUCCUCCAGAAGAAGAAAAUCCAAAUAAUUAUAAAUGAUCACAUGAUUUUAUGUGUACAGUUGCUAUCGAGAGGACAAUAAAAAUGAGCAGUGCAUAAAUUAGCAGACCUAAGUUAGGUUGKGUAAACCAGACAAUUUUWAAAAAUAUUUUAAAAUAUCUUUUACAGUGCUGUUGCAUAUUCUGAAAAUGGCUUAAGCAUUAAUGGAAGUGUUAGUUUUCUUUAGCUGUACUGAGAAUUUGAAGCUGACAUUGCACCAUUUUAUUACUACCAAUAUUUAAUUUAUAAGAACUUGAUUCUGACUAAAUGUUGUCUUGUUUUUCAGAUUUUAAGGAUUCUUUUCCUAAGAUAUCGUAACAGCAUUAUGUGUUAUUAGCUCUGUUUGUGCUGGACUGUGUGGCUGUAUAAAUCUCCAGCAGACCUAGUUGCUCAUUUCCUGCAGUUGAUAGUUUACCUAUGCAAAAUAGAUUUUUAUGGGAAGAAACAUAAAUGUAAAAAAAACUUCCUUCAAGUCACUACAAAUUCUUCAAAUUGAUUUAUUUGAAAAAAAAAAAAAAUCUACUACAGUUUCCUGUUGUAGAAAAGUAUCUUGGCAUAUAUUAAUCAGUUUCCCAAUGGACAGAAGUAUUUUAAGCACGUACUUAACUUCUAUCACUGACUAAAAUCACUCUUUUGAACUGGUGCUUUAAUGAUUAUGCCUCCAGGUACURUAUGGAAUUACAGGUGUCAUGGACCUAUUGGGUAGUAGUUGUCAGCAAACAGUAGCUAGGGAGGUGCAUCUUUA
Nothoprocta perdicaria is the source of this 3042-nucleotide messenger RNA. RefSeq names its product abhydrolase domain containing 13 (gene ABHD13). Gene Ontology annotation, molecular function: palmitoyl-(protein) hydrolase activity. The record is from RefSeq and is a predicted model, not a curated record. Gene Ontology annotation, cellular component: membrane. The transcript is spliced from 2 exons. NCBI's taxonomy places the organism in Eukaryota, Metazoa, Chordata, Aves, Tinamiformes, Tinamidae. Bases 252 to 1265 code for a protein of 337 amino acids.